AGGGGAAAGCCGGGCCGAGAGCAGCCGCUGCGAGGGAGCCGCGGGCUGGGGUCGCCGGCAUGGCGCUGCUGCUGCGCUUGGUGCUCCUGUGCGGGGUGGCGGAUUUCACCCGAAGCUUGCGUAUCACUACUCCGGAGCAGAUGAUUGAAAAGGCGAAAGGAGAGACGGCCUAUUUGCCCUGCAAGUUCACCCUUGGUCAGGAGGACCAGGGUCCUCUGGACAUUGAGUGGCUGCUCUCGCCGGCUGAUAAUCAGAUUGUGGACCAAGUGAUUAUUCUAUAUUCUGGAGACAAGGUUUAUGAAGACUACUAUAAAGAUCUGAAAGGACGAGUACACUUUACAAGCAAUGAUCUCAAAUCUGGCGAUGCAUCAAUAAAUGUCACAAAUCUACAGUUGUCAGAUAUCGGCACUUACCAGUGCAAAGUGAAAAAAGCCCCUGGUGUUGGCAAUAAGAAGUUUCAGCUCACAGUUCUUGUGAAGCCUUCCGGGACGAGAUGUUCCAUCGAUGGAUCAGAAGAAAUCGGAAACGACUUUAAACUGAAGUGUGAGCCAAAAGAAGGUUCACUUCCAUUGCGAUAUGAAUGGCAAAAGUUGUCGAAUUCACAGAAACUGCCCACCUCGUGGUUAGCAGAUAUGAAUUCACCGGUUAUCUCUGUCAAGAAUGCCACCACCGAAUACUCUGGGGUGUACAGUUGCACGGUCAAGAACAGAGUGGGUACCGAUCAGUGCAUGCUCCGCCUGGAUGUGGUUCCUCCUUCAAACAAAGCUGGGACAAUUGCAGGAGCUGUUAUAGGAAUUUUGCUUGCGCUUGUGCUCAUUAGUAUAGUCAUCUUCUGCUGUCGUAAGAAGCGCCGAGAAGAAAAAUACGAAAAGGAAGUUCAUCAUGAUAUCAGGGAAGACGUCCCGCCGCCCAAGAGCCGCACGUCCACAGCCCGCAGCUACAUUGGCAGCAACCACUCCUCCCUGGGCUCCAUGUCCCCGUCGAACAUGGAAGGCUACUCCAAGACGCAGUACAACCAGGUGCCCAGCGAGGACUUGGACCGCGCGGCGCAGAGCCCGACGCUGCCCCCCGCCAAGUUCAAGUACCCUUUCAAGACUGAUGGCAUUACCGUGGUAUAAGUAUGAAGGACUGCUGAAGAAUCUCAAGUACUGUACAAGUUGGCUUCAUUUGAGACCUCUAUUUAAUUUACUGGGGAAAAAGCACAAGGCAAAAAGAUUACAGAGUUGCUAUAAGAAGAACAUGCCUGCCUUCUGCAAUGGCAUUAGGCAUUAAAGCCAGAUGCCGUAUCAAAAUUAGCACAGGCUAAAUUCUUGUUUAGAAAAAUUCUAGCGUGAUACUGAUGGGAAAAGAUAAUUGUAUUUUUAUUUUAAAUUAGUUAUUACUAACACACUUUAUUUUUAUAUGUGUAUUUUGAUACCACUGCCUUUGGGGAGGGUAUGAUUAAGAAGGUUAAUUUUUAAAAUAAAAACAAAUUCUUACGUUUUUUUCUUU
Sorex fumeus (smoky shrew) is the source of this 1491-nucleotide messenger RNA. RefSeq names its product CXADR Ig-like cell adhesion molecule (gene CXADR). Lineage: Eukaryota; Metazoa; Chordata; Mammalia; Eulipotyphla; Soricidae. Gene Ontology annotation, biological process: homotypic cell-cell adhesion. The record is from RefSeq and is a predicted model, not a curated record. The transcript is spliced from 8 exons. The coding region runs from base 60 to 1118 and encodes 352 amino acids. Gene Ontology annotation, cellular component: basolateral plasma membrane; bicellular tight junction; intercalated disc. Gene Ontology annotation, molecular function: cell adhesion molecule binding.